AUGGUCGCAUACCGGACGGAAUGGCGAGUCUGCGCAGACAGAGAAGACAUUGCUGGCAGCAUCGACUUCGUCGCAGAGCUCCAGGACGGAAGCAAGGUGUUGGUGGAUUGGAAGCGCACACGCAGCAUGAGCAAGAAGAGUGAAGCCUUCGGCAAAUUCCUACGUCCACCCUUGAAUUCCGUGCCCGACUGCGCCCUGUGGCAUUACCGCUUGCAGCUGAAUGUUUACCGCUACAUCGUCCAAGAGUACUACGGCCAAGUCGUGUCUUUCAUGUACAUAGUAGGCACGCACCCUGACAACGGCGACGAGCCCUGGGUCGAGAACGUACCGGUUCUGCACCACGAAACCCAAGCGAUGCUCCUUGCCUGCGCCGCCAAAAAGAAAAAGCCGCACGCCCGCAAGAAAGACAGUCGAAGCAACCGAGGCAUGCCAUGGCAAAAUCGCUGCAGCACGAUCGUGCCGCUGCUGCCUCCCUAUCUCGAAAAGGCAGACCUGAUACCGCUCCUCCAGAUGGAUUCGAGAACGAGGGACGGAAGCGCCAAGAUCGUUCCCCGCAUACGGCGCAUCAUCCACGAGCUGCGCUUCGCACUGCGACCCCUGGUGGACGGUCGACUGCGCCUUCCCGGCUUGGCCAACCCAUACAAACUUCGCGUUCGAGCAUCGCGGCCACACGAAAACUUUUGGAAGGACAUGGAUAGCCAUCCCCAAGCUUCCACGAUGGGGACGCAAGAAGCCGCCAGAAACUGGUUGGAACAGGCCGGACUCGGCAGCUUGAAUCCCGCCGAAGCCGUGCUGGUGAUCAACGCCUGGCCGAAAGCAACUCGAGCGGCGGGAAUGCUGGUCAGCGACUUCUUGACGGCUUCGCGAGCCCGGUUCUAUUACAUGCCGUCCGCAGAGAUCAACGACGGAGCCCGCCUCAUCAUCAUCUUCCGGAUAGAAGGAUUCGAAGGAUCCAUCGAGACGAGCAACCCGCCGAGAUCCAAUUAUGUGAUCGGGAGCGCUUGCAACUGCGAGAUAACAGAUAGCAGAGUCGCUGCGAAAACCGAGGCGAACUUCCAGCGCGCGCCCGCCGAUGGCACCGACGCGGUGCAGGAGCUCUUGCCGAAGACGAAUGCCGAGCAAGCCCCAGAGGCAGAACAACCUGCCGCAGACAUCAACGACGAGGGGACUCAAAAUGGACCGCUGCAAGUCACGGAGGCGGACAUCUGCAGGCCAGAACGACAAGGAAAGCAAGCGGAAAGGAAGCCCGGCAAAGAGAACUGCAGCAGCCGCGCCAACGCGUCUCCGCCUCAGCCGACACGUUCAAGCUCGGCACCUCCGACACGAGCCACCGAACCUGCCGUGACGCAGCUCGACGGCAGCGAAGAGGUCGCCGACACAUCAAUGAUACCGACCAGACCGAACUCGCAUCCUAUGAAAGACGACCGAAUCAUGUCGCUGAGCCAAGCGACCUUGGACAGACUGCUGACAGGAACGCAGAGUACGGUCAUGCACGGGCGACGCUCCAAAACCGGCCCCGUUUGGCUAGCAAGCCAAGGGGUCAUCCACGGGUACGGCGACAUCGCGAGCGCGGAGGAAAUGACCCCCGACGAGAUCAACGCACAGCGCGUCGAGGGCUGGCACCACGGCAAGGCGCACAAGAAGAGCUAUGGGAUUCGCAUCCACGCGAUCAGACGCAUAGAACCUCUCGUCCCCUACUUCCGACCACCGCGCCAAUCCAAAUGGGACAGGUACAUCCCCAUGCCAAAGAAGAGAAGUCGAAGUCCAUCCUCGGAAGGGGCAAGCGGAGCCGACGUGCACAGUGAACGCAAAGAUCGCAAAGUCCACGAGAAGGAGCAUAAGGACGCAGCCACACAGUCCGAGGACUCCGGCGCGAAGUUGAAAGCCCCCGGCAAACUCCACGAGAAGCAGCAAGAAUCCAUGGCAGCAGAGAUCAGGCUACUUCACGACGGGCAGAGGCUUCGAAAGAAUGGCGUUCGGCGCUUCUCUUCCGCGGAGGAUUUGCAGGUAGUCCUCCUGCCCUACGUGCGGACCAACAGCAAUAGCCAAGUCUCCCGAAACCUCCGAGAAGCUCUCUACGAGCAAGACACGGCAAAAUUGAAGAAAUUGCUUUGGCGACCGGUUGAUCCAAACACAACCUUUCCCCGAUACCUCCCGCGUCCUAUCACAGCAUUGGAGUUUGCGUUGCUGAACCAGGGACCACGCACGAAAACGGUUCUGUUGACGCUGCUAGAAGCCAAAGCAGCUCUUGACCGGCCCGAAAACCAAGGGAUGCUCUGCACGGCACUGAAGCACGGAGAAGACGAAUGCGUGCGACUGCUGCUAAAGCAUCGGGCCGACCCGAACGGUUCCAAGAACCGAAUAAUGCCCAUAGACAUAGCAUGCCAGCGUCGUCCCGAGCAAGGGUCAUUUCAGCGUGAAGCGCCCAAGACAGUAGCCAUGUUGCUGUCAGCAAAAGCAGACGUACAGCCCAUGCUUCGGGAUGCCAACAGCUGGGCCAUGCAACCAACCCCAAGGGAUUAUCUAGAUUACAUACAUCCUCGCACGCUCGCCAGCACCGUAUCCUUGGUGCGUGCUGCAGUGAUGCACGCAAACCCGACGUUCAUGCAGCAACUCGUCCAGACUGCCGAAAACGCGAAUGUUUGCAUCCUGCCCGCAUGCCUCUGCAGCGCAGCCUACGGAGGCAACGAGCACGCCGUACUCUGGCUUCUGAACGCGCAAGCCGCAGUGGACUCGCACAUCUGCCACCUCGUGCUGAAGGGAGCUCAUCAACUCCUCUUCAGCGUCCAUGCUCGCCGCACAGCCCUCGCCCUGGCUGCGGGCAGAGGUCACUGCGGAAUAGUCGCAAUGCUGCUCCGAGCCAGAGCGGAUCCGAAUACAAGACUGGACGGACAGACGGCCUUGUUGCAAGCUGCAGCACACGGAGCUCCCGAAACAGUGGUGUGCUCAAUCUUGAAAGCUGCCGGAGAAGUAAACCGAGAGGACAGCUUUGGCCGCACCGCUCUCAGACUCGCUUUGCUUUACAGAAAGCCGCCAGAUUUGCAGGUCGUUCAGGCGCUGUUGCAAGCCAAAGCCGACAAACAGCACAAAGACCAAUUCGGCAGAAGCCCUCUCAGCAUUGCAGCUCAGAAACUCGACGGCGCACUCCUGAAUCUGAUGCAAGACGACGCGAUGCAGAAGUGA
Molecule: messenger RNA, 3183 nt
Organism: Symbiodinium sp. CCMP2592
Lineage: Eukaryota; Dinophyceae; Suessiales; Symbiodiniaceae
Source: the annotation of a GenBank genome assembly